This is a messenger RNA of Cataglyphis hispanica, 3158 nucleotides long. It is a transcript of the gene SMSr, whose product is annotated as ceramide phosphoethanolamine synthase. Gene Ontology annotation, biological process: ceramide biosynthetic process. Gene Ontology annotation, molecular function: ceramide cholinephosphotransferase activity; sphingomyelin synthase activity; protein binding. Bases 570 to 1901 code for a protein of 443 amino acids. NCBI's taxonomy places the organism in Eukaryota, Metazoa, Arthropoda, Insecta, Hymenoptera, Formicidae. Gene Ontology annotation, cellular component: endoplasmic reticulum membrane; Golgi membrane. The record is from RefSeq and is a predicted model, not a curated record. The transcript has 6 exons.
UAUAUAACCCCGCAACAUUGUUUGGUGAAGGAAUUUAUCCGCGAAAGAGAUCGAGGAGAGACAAAUAAUUUUUCGUAAAUAACUUUUCUUUUUUAUCUCUGUUCGAAGAGUCACCAUAUAUGAUGAAUCAUUUUCAUUUUGUUUGGAACACGUCAUUCUAGGACCAUUGUUAUCACAUUGAUCUCACACAGCUGUAGUAUGGCAGCGACAACAACAACACAACCAAGCCUUCCUUAUCGAGCGUUCAAAGUCGCGCUCCAAUAAUAUUUCUCGCGUUAUAAUAACCGACGUGACAUAAAUAUUAAUAUCGCAUUGUUGCAUCGGCCACCUCUUAAAUGAGGCCGCGGAGUUCAGUGCCAGUAAUUAAUAGAUUUCGAUUCGCGCUACAUCGCGAUCGAAGGCUCCUUUGUGCGUGUUAACAUAAAUACUGCCAACGUAUGAUUUACCUUGAUAAGAAUAAUCGUGGUGGCAUGGUGGCAUGCACGUUAAACGCACGAAAAUGUUCAGAUAAGAUAUCACCGACAAUUCUGGCGCACAGCUUUUUUUCAGGGUAAAUACGCUUCAAUAACAUGGACAUGAUAGGGAGAAAUGUCGUCGAAUGGUCAUGCAUCGAUGUAAAGAUAUGGCUCGUGAAAAAUGGUUAUGAGGAAUACGCAGAUUUAUUUUACUUUCACGAAAUUGAUGGAAAAGUACUGUUGACACUAAAAGAGGAAGACUUGAAAUCAGAUAUUUUGAAUAUAAAGAAGAUGGGUGCUAUAAAAAAAUUAUAUCUCGCUAUAAAGCAAUUGCAGAGGGAUAAUGUCGCUGUCUUGUUUGACUUAGGAUGUAUGGAUCUGUCUCCAUCGCCAAAUUUUUAUAGUCACCAUAAUAAACAUGAGAUACUCAGUUCAAAUAAUGAAGCGUCCAUAGAACAUGAGUUUUAUUCAGCUUCUGUAUCGGAGGACGGACAUGCUUCUCAUUUACCACCUGAAAUUUGGAAAACAGUUAUUAGUUUGGGAUAUCUGUUUAUCGUCACAUGGAUUACUGCCUUUGUGAUGGUUAUUGUCCACGAUAGAGUGCCUGAUAUGAAAAAGUAUCCUCCAUUGCCAGAUAUAUUUUUAGACAAUGUACCUCAUAUCCCCUGGGCAUUUGAUAUGUGUGAAGUCACUGGAACACUGCUUUUUGCAAUAUGGCUCAUUGUGCUUAUAUUUCACAAGUAUAGAUUCAUUUUACUACGACGGUUUUUUGCACUGUCGGGCACAGUCUUCCUGCUGAGAUGCGUAACAAUGCUCAUUACUUCGUUAUCGGUGCCGGGUGCGCAUCUACAAUGUCAACCGCGCAAAGUUCCAGAUGAAGAUUGGUCAAGUGCUGCAUAUGUCGAGUUGUAUAAUAAAAUAGCAAUGGCUUACGUUAUUUGGCGAGGUGCUGGUAUGUCUAUUCAAGGUGUCAGAACUUGUGGAGAUUAUAUGUUUAGCGGACAUACAGUAGCAUUAACUAUGCUUAAUUUUUUCAUUACAGAAUAUACCCCGAGACACUUGUACUUUCUGCAUAUUUUCACAUGGAUGCUCAAUAUGUUUGGUAUUUUCUUUAUCUUGGCGGCGCAUGAGCAUUACUCCAUUGAUGUUUUCGUAGCGUUUUAUAUAACUUCCCGAUUAUUCCUUUAUUAUCACACUCUGGCGAAUAAUCAAGCAUUGAUGCAGCGCGACUCGAAUAGAACUAGAAUUUGGUUUCCGUUAUUUAGUUUUUUUGAGGCGUCCGUUGAUGGUAUUGUUCCUAAUGAAUACGAAUCACCGUCCUUGAUAGUUUGCAAUUUAGCGGGCACAGGAAAGAACAUUUGGCAAUGCAUGCGGUCUUGGAUUUAUCUCCGAAAAACGCAACGCAACGUAAAUGGCAAUUUAAGCACCACAAAGAAAGAACGCUAAUAUUGAAUCAAUUCUUUUCUUUUCUUUUUUUGUUUUUUCUAUGUGUAUUAUAGCUUUCAGAUAAAUAUGCAAUGUGGAAGACUCUUCACUGAUUUCUCUUGUUCGAUUGUGAUUAUACAUAUAAAAAGAAAACGUGAUAUGAAAAAUAGAUAUACAAAUUCAAGAAAAGUGAUUCUAUGCUAUAUACUUAUCUUUUAAUAAUAUUGACUAUUUAUUUGACAAAUCCAUUUACAUGCUAAAAUAAUAUUGAGCGAGAUGUAAUAUUUAUUCUAAAUAUUUAUUUUUGCGAUAUGAUUACAGUACUAUACCGAAAGAGAUUAAAAUAAUAUUUAUAAUAUAGUUAAUUAUAUAUAAUGUGGUUAAAAUUUCUUAUCAUAGAAGUUACGCAUAUAAUAAUUUAUCUAUUAAGAAGGGAGCCUCCAAAGACAGAUCAUAGUGUAUAAAAUAUUAAAUUAAGGUUCAAAAUAUUAUGCUAAGGUUCAACAUGCGUUUUCAAAGCAUGUUGUAUCAUCUAUAAGACUUUCUUAUUUUUUUAUAAUUGUAUAUAUACCAUUGUUCAUAUUACUCAUAUGUGAGUACUUUUGUUUCCUUUUUUUAUAAUACAAAAAGAAAGUUGUCAAGGAAUGAUUGCACAUUGUGAUAAACUUACAAAGACCCCACAUUUUAUCAGGAAUGUUUAAUGAAUUUUAACAGCGAGACCAAAUUAAUAAUAAUAUUUUAGAACUACAUUAGACGUAUCUUUAAAAAAUUUUUUUUUUCUAUUGUACAACAUUUAGAUGAGAAAAUAUAUGUUGCAAUAUUAUGCAUUCCUGAUACCUGAUAGAAUUGAUAAUUUAAGACACAUUAGAAGAUAGAUAUGAUAGUAUUACUAAGCAGAGGCUGAAAAUAUAGUAAUAUUGAAUCUUCUAAUGUAAAAAUAUAUCUGUACAAUACUAGUUAUACAAAUAGUUUCUAUGUAAUUGUAUAUAGAAACUACAAAAUAUAAUAGCUUUUUAAUAUUUCAUCCAAAUCUAUUUUUUACUUAUGUGAUAAAUAGCUUAUUCUGUUAGCAUUAACAAGUACUGAUUAUGUAUUGACGAUACCUGACUGUUGUUGUUUAUAUAUUUCCACAAAAAUAUGCAGCAGUAAUUCUUUUGCUAAUUGAUCAAAAUACUGAUCUGGUUUGGAAUUAAAUAGUUGGAUUGAUUUGCGAAUGAUAUUGCAAAAUAUAGCAUGUAUAUGUACAAAUAAAAGAAACAUUAAUAUUUCAAUAGAAUA